Striga hermonthica is the source of this 1395-nucleotide messenger RNA. The record is from the annotation of a GenBank genome assembly. NCBI's taxonomy places the organism in Eukaryota, Viridiplantae, Streptophyta, Magnoliopsida, Lamiales, Orobanchaceae.
AUGGGAACGCCGGAAACGGGAAAAGAUACUGAGAUGGUGAGCUCAAUCGCCGGUCGCCCACCUGACAAACCUCCGGACUCGCCGUUGAUCUUCAAAGGUACGAAGCCCUCCUUCAGAGACAUCACACUUCUUUCGAAGCCGCUCCCUCCUCCGCCCCAAAAACGAGAUCUGUUCAAAGAAAACCUAGCUAAGAUUAAUCUGAUCGACAAUGACCGAUUGAAGCCAGUCUUGGAGCUAGACCCGGAUUAUUAUGCUGCGGUGUGCCGUCCAUAUGAAGAUGGGCUUGUGGUUCGAUUAUUAGGGAAAAGAGUUUCCUUCUUUUACAUGAGAGAGGGGCUCAAGAGACUGUGGAAGCCUCACGGGCAUCUAGAGCUUAUUGAUUUGGCUAAUGGCUUUUUCAUGGUUAAAUUCACUCGGGAAGAAGAUAGGGAAACAGCUCUUAAUGGAGGCCCGUGGAUGCUCUCAGGUCACUAUGUCACAGUUCAUAAAUGGACCCCCCAGUUCAACCCGUUCAAUGAUGUGAUUGAAAACACUAUGGUUUGGAUUCGAUUUUCAGGGCUGAAUCUCGCUAUGUUUGAUGAGAACAUAAUGUUCUGCCUGGCAUCUAUGGUGGGAACUCCAGUAAAGGUUGAUCUCAACACCUCCACGGUUGAAAGGGGUAAAUAUGCUCGAGCAUGUGUUCAGAUUGAUUUGAAUCAGCCUGUUGUUGGCCAGGUGGGGUUCCAGGGGAUUUGGUACAAGGUUGAGUACGAGGGGCUCUAUCUAUUAUGCCCCCUUUGUGGACGAUAUGGACACAAUCGAAACACUUGUUCCUUUGUUAAGCCAGUGGACUCUGCGGGCCAGUCGACUUCGCUUGACAAGGGUAAAUCUAUUGUUAAUGAUCUUGACAUGAAACCCCCAGAUGAACUACAUGGGGAUUGGCUCGUGGAACAAAAAAGAAGGAGAAGAGGGAGACCGAACAAAAAUGUGGGAAACGGUGAGACGUCUUCUCCAGAUAGGGUUGCCCACAAGGUGACAAAUAUGGCUAAUCCUAACCCACAGACUAAGGCUAAGGUACACCCUGUUAUCUCAAACCACUCCAAAAAAGAGGGGACGGGAGGCUAUCGAAAGGGCACCAAAACUCCACAGUUGCCAUUGGUAGAAGUUGAAACGAACCACGCCUCUGCUAAAAAGAGACGCCAUGCAGUUUUGUCCAAGGGGAACAGUUCUAAGCAGCCCCAAGAAGUUGAUUCAAUAUCUCGGGGGAUUAUUCACGCUAACAGGUUCGAGUACCUCGAUCCGACGACAAUGGGCACGAGUGGGGAUAUGGUUAUGGAAGUCGAAGCUAUCAAGGCAGGGCGGGAAAUGGAAGCCCAUACCAGACCUCCUGAUACUAAUUCGGUUGACCGGAAUUAA